Messenger RNA from Jaculus jaculus (lesser Egyptian jerboa), 621 nucleotides. RefSeq names its product bublin coiled coil protein (gene Bbln). The record is from RefSeq and is a predicted model, not a curated record. The transcript has 2 exons. The coding region runs from base 92 to 343 and encodes 83 amino acids. NCBI's taxonomy places the organism in Eukaryota, Metazoa, Chordata, Mammalia, Rodentia, Dipodidae.
AGCGGCUGGCACUUUCCGCCCACCGCCGGCUUUCGGCGCGACGGUCGUGGAGUUCUGUCGUGUCGUGGUCCCGGUGGCGCCCGAGCCUGCAAUGUCAGGCCCCAACGGGGACCUGGGCAUGCCGGUGGAGGCGAGCGCGGAAGGCGAGGAUGAUGGCUUUGGAGAAGCAGAGUAUGCUGCCAUCAACUCGAUGUUGGACCAGAUCAACUCCUGUCUGGACCACCUGGAGGAGAAGAAUGACCACCUCCAUGCCCGCCUCCAGGAGCUGCUGGAGUCCAACCGGCAGACACGCCUGGAGUUCCAGCAGCAGCUUGGGGAGGCCCCCAGUGAUGCCAGCCCCUAGGCUCUGGGACCCUCCAGCCAGGCCCUCCCUCUGCCUCCCUGGGCUGGACUCAGGCACAGGCACAUACUAACCAGCCUAGACUCCUUCUCAGGGGUUGGUCUUCAGUCCUCCCAGCGGGUCUGCUUGCCUGGGCCAUUCCUCACUGCCCAGCAUCCUUCCUGGGGCCGGCUGUGGUCCUGUGACCCAUAUUACUUGUCUGUGUGCUGUGUGCCCAGCUCCUGGGCUCUCCCCAUCCCACCCAAGAUUGAGCCUCCAUAUUAAACAGGCCUCCCACACCA